CGCCGCUUGGUGGGUUUUAGAUAUAGGAAUUAGGAACUGAAGAACUGAUAACCCCCAUCGUCCAUGCCGCCUCAGCAAUCACUGACGCUCUUCUCUCCAAAUUCCCUGCACUUGCACUGAUGAGGAUAGGUCUUUUCCGAACUGGUCUGCUUACUGGGCUUAAUUGAGCUAGGAAGGUGUAAUACCUAAAAGUGCAACUUUAUAGCUUGAGAGAGUCCAAUCAGUAUACCUGAACAACUAAGAUGGUAUAUUUAGCUACUCUGCAGAGUAAUAUUUUCAGCUCCCAUUCUUUGAAAGGUCUGUUUGGUGGUAACAAACAAGAGAGCUGUACUUUGGGUGCUAGUUUUGCUUUGGAUCUUAGUUCAAGAAAAAAACCACCUACCCUACCCCGAUUAUGUUUUGGUGAUUACUUCUGUACAACUAAAUAUUCCUCUCCGUGGAAAGGGUUGCGGUGUAGAAGUUUUCAGGGAAGUGUUUUAAUUGAUAGAAUUAAUGAGGUUGGCCAUGAAGAUUGGGGCUUUGGGAGGGAUUAUGUUGGUGAAAGGAGAAAACCCGGGGAGCUAGUGGAUUCAAACAAGUCACCAGAGGGAACUAGUGUAGACUCUCCAACUUUGUCACCAGAGGGACCAUUUGUUCAUAACGAUGAAAUGACCAACAAUAAAAUUCUUCAGAGGCUCUGCAGUGAGGGAAAGUUAACAGUUGCGGCAAGGUUGAUUGAUAUCAUGGCACGGAAAAGUCAAAUACCCCAUUUCCCUUCUUGCACAAAUCUGAUCCGAGGUUUUAUUAGAAAAGGUCUUGUAGAUAACGCUUGCAAAACCAUGAACAAAAUGGUCAUGUCUGGUGNNAUUCCUGACAUAAUUACAUACAAUAUGGUUAUUGGUGGCCUGUGUAAAAAAGGUCGUUUAAGAUCUGCUGUAGAUCUGGUAGAAGAUAUGAGCUUGAGUGGUUGCUCCCCAGAUGCAAUUACUUAUAAUACAAUAAUUCGCUGCCUAUUUGAUAAGGGGAAUUUUAAUCAGGCUGUUAAUUUCUGGAGAGACCAAUUGAGAAAAGGCUGCCCUCCUUAUCUCAUUACCUACACGGUGCUUAUUGAGCUGGUCUGUAGAUAUUGUGGGGCUGCUCGAGCCCUAGAAGUACUGGAAGAUAUGGCAAUGGAAGGCUGUUAUCCGGAUAUUGUUACAUAUAACUCUCUUGUAAACUUGACUUCUAAACGAGGGAAAUACGAGGAUACUGCUUUGGUUAUAUUAAAUCUUCUAUCCCAUGGGAUGCAGCCCAAUGCUGUGACAUACAAUACUCUCAUCCACUCUCUCAGUCGACAUGGAUUCUGGGAUGAAGUUGAUGAUAUUGUGAAGAUUAUGAACGAGACUUCCUGUCCACCUACACCAGUUACGUACAAUAUUCUACUAAACGGUUUAUGUAAAUCUGGACUUUUGGAUCGUGCCAUUAGCUUCUACAGCACAAUGGUUACUGAGAACUGUUCACCAGACAUUAUAACGUACAAUACUCUUCUUGGUGGUUUGUGUAAGGAGGGGUUUAUAGAUGAGGGCAUCCAGUUACUUAACUUUUUGGUAGGUACUAGCUGUUCUCCUGGGUUGGUCACCUAUAAUAUUGUAAUUGAUGGGUUGGCUAGAAUGGGAUCUAUGGAGUCGGCAAAAAAUUUGUAUGAUGAAAUGGUGGGAAAAGGAAUCGUUCCUGAUGAAAUUACUCACACUAGUUUGAUUUGGGGGUUUUGUGAGGCAGACCAACUUGAGGAAGCUACGGAGCUACUAAAGGAGAUAUGUAAGAAAGAACAAAAGAUUAAAAUUACUGCUUAUAGAUGUGUAAUCCUUGGAUUAUGCAAACAAAAGAAGGUUGAUAUUGCUAUUCAAGUUCUAGAUUUGAUGGUAAAAAGUCAAUGCAAACCAGAUGAAUGGAUAUAUUCUGCUUUAAUUAAAGCUGUUGCUGAUGGGGGCAUGCUAAAAGAGGCUAAUGAUUUGCAUCAGACCUUGAUCAAAUGGAAGAUUCUGAAAGAGAAAAUCAUGUUGAAUUAAUUGGAGCUUGUGCCUAAAGAUUGGCCAAAUUUAAUACUUCUGGCCAUGUACAGAUUAUAAGUUCCUAUCAGGUACAGGGUAUUUGCCAAUGUAGGAAAGCUUAUUGGGAAGUUUUGACAGAUACUCCCGUGGGACUUAAAGGUUCAACAGUAUCGGUUAAUACUGUCACUCAUCAUGAACUAAAAUUUCGGUAGUUGAAGUUGACAUGAACAUGUACUCAUGUCAAGUUAUUUUUAAUGUCAAUCUAAUCUUCUAGUUUGUGGGUUUUAGUUAACUCGUUUAGGAUAAACAGUAAGUUUUGAUCCUUAUGUUAGUUUAGGUAGUUAUAAGUUCGUUUCUCUUGACUAGUCAUAAUACACUUUAUGAGCGGUUUUUACCAUCUAAAUUUUAGGGAAGGAAAUCUUUUAUUCUGCUGCGAACAUCCAUCUGAUCUUGGCAGCUUUUUUUAUUUAUUUAUUUAUUUUACUUUUCGCUCUAAAGAUUUUUGUUCAAAGGUGCGAAGGUUGAGCAGAAGAAACAUGGAUGCGAACUUGCGCUAUUGGAUCCAAAUUGGAAUUGUGCAGUUUGUAACUCAUCAAUCCUGAAUUCCUGAUACAAAAUAGAUGUUCAGGUAAUGAUGCUAUUUUCGUUCAGAGAAAUCGGGCUAAGAAUCCUCUUGAAUAUGUAAAGAGGAUUUAUUUCAUUAAGAAAAAGGUGCAAACAAUAUUGGGGGUCUCAACUUUUUUUUUUUUU
This is a messenger RNA of Cajanus cajan (pigeon pea), 2759 nucleotides long. Lineage: Eukaryota; Viridiplantae; Streptophyta; Magnoliopsida; Fabales; Fabaceae. The record is from RefSeq and is a predicted model, not a curated record.